This is a messenger RNA of Solea senegalensis (Senegalese sole), 3978 nucleotides long. RefSeq names its product SERTA domain containing 2b (gene sertad2b). The record is from RefSeq and is a predicted model, not a curated record. Bases 346 to 1557 code for a protein of 403 amino acids. Gene Ontology annotation, cellular component: nucleus. The transcript has 2 exons. Gene Ontology annotation, molecular function: transcription regulator activity. NCBI's taxonomy places the organism in Eukaryota, Metazoa, Chordata, Actinopteri, Pleuronectiformes, Soleidae.
UGUUCCAUACCUUUUGUUUUUCAUUUUUUUUAAGUAAUUCAGAUUACCGGCUGCGUGACUGGCACGUGAACGCACCACCAGAGUGGCUGUUCUUACACGACUUCACAUCGGACGCGUUCACUGUGACAUUGGAGACGCUGGACAGAGUCUGUACGUGAACCAUCAGUGGAGUUGUGAAGGAAAACACUCUACGUUCUAAAGCAGCGGACAGAGAACCAUAACAACAAACAACAAACAACAAACAAACAAACAAACAAACAGGAAGAACCUGCAGACUGGGAUCAGUUCCUUCAGAUCUAUUUCCCACUUUAGCUCCGUGCUGGACGGAUCUGCCUCAGAGGAUAUAUGUUCGGUAAAGGUGCGAAGCGGAAGCUGGACGAGGAUGAAGAGGGGCUGGAAGGCAAAACGCUGGAGGCGUCGGUGGCGGGCGGAACGCUGGGCCUCUGCCCCGAGGGCCUGUCCAAGGUGUCGUACACCCUGCAGCGCCAGACCAUCUUCAACAUCUCGCUGAUGAAGCUGUAUAGCCAGCGGCCGCUCGGCGAGCCCAGCCUGGAGCGUCGCGUCCUCAUCAACAACAUGCUGCGGCGCAUCCAGGACGAGCUCAAGCAGGAGGGCUCGCUGCGGCCACUCCUGCUGCCGCCGUCGCCGCCGCCCGACGACCCCAUGGACGAGGGGUUCCGCGAGGCCCCGCCUUCCUUUGGGGUUCUGUCGGCAGCGGCGGCACAGGUUUCCCAGCCCUCUGCGUUACUGAUGCCGGCGAUCGCUCCGCCGCCUUCGCCCCACCCGAUGGUGCCUCCCAACUGCCAGGCAUCGAGCGGCGCCGAGGCUUACCCCGCCCCCCUGGAGACCUGCCUCACUCCGGCCUCUUUACUGGAGGAGGACGGCGGGGAGUCCACGUUCUGCGCUCCUUCCCCACCCACUCCUCCUCUCUCUCCUCCCCCGGCGCAAACUCCCUCCUUACCUUUGGCCCUUCUCAGCCAGGCGUCCCUCAGGGUCCCUGCGCCGGCCUUGUCCAACGACGGUUUCCCCUCCACUCUGAGUGACAUAGAGUUGGCUCCUCCCACAGCCAUAACAAGGACAGCAGCAGCUAAUAUCACGACCGUGACUACCUCCCCUGCUCCCACGCCACUCACCCGGCCCCCCCUACCCAGAGACAGCAGGACCACCGGCGCUAAACCAGAAGCAGCUGGCGUCUCGCUGCGGCCGGGAGACACUCUGCCCACACUGCCCCCCGGUGGCCUAGUAGACAUUUCCUCCUCCCCUCCUUCCUCCACCUCCCCGUCGGGGUUCCUCUCGGACUUGGCACUGGACGACGUCCUGUUUGCCGACAUCGACACGUCCAUGUAUGACUUUGACCCGUGCACAACGGCGGGCACCGCGGGCGUGACAGCGGGCGGGGGCCUCGCCAAACUGCCGCCGGUGGUGACGACGGAUGACCUCCUCAAAUCGCUGGCGUCGCCGUACACCGGCUCCGCCCCCCAGGUUUCAGCCAAUCAGCCUUUCAAAAUCGACCUGACAGAACUGGACCACAUCAUGGAAGUGCUGGUGGGUUCGUGACUCGCCGCCGGGAAACCCACAGGCGAUGAAAUCCGGUAGAAAACACAGACUGGAACGAUGGAAUGGAAUGUCGUUCUUUUUAAUGUUUUAUUUUUUAAAAGAAAAAACUUUGUUCAAAGGUCGGUAAUUGUAAACAUCAAUUGUUGAUGUCACUUAGUACUACUUUUGACAACUACUACUACUAUAACACAAACACUGUGCAUGCACUGUGCUCGCCUUUUCCAAAAUAUGGAAAUGAAGUAACUGGGAAACAAAAAAGACACAAAACAUGUUUGUAUUUCUGUACUUGUGAGGACCUCCACUGACUCCGUUCAUUCCCUCCCGAAAAAAACGACAACCCUUAAUUUAAUCCACAUCUCAACCCCCCGCAAACCUAAGCCUUAACCCAACAGACGGAAACUGUACAUAGAGACACACACGAGGACGGACGUUCGUCCUCGAAUCUGUAGGAUUUUAUAGUCUUUGUAUCCUGGUGAGGACCUUUGACCUCUCACAGGUAGAGAAAUACAAGUUAACACACACACACACACACACACACUGAAUCCAUGGCUUUUAGCAGACGAGUGCCUUUUUAAAAUGACCACUUUUUUAAUUCCUGUUUUUUUGUUUUUACAGUAUUUUGUUUUCAGCCUAUAGCGAGGUCACUCCUCCUUUUCCGUGUUUUCUUUUCUUUUUAAAUUAUUAUGUUUAUCUGUUCAAAAACUAUUAAUUAUAACGUAAUUUCUCUCGAUCAAAUAAUAAUUAUUAUUUAAUCUUUUAUCUUUAUUGCAAAUGCUAUGUUUUUUGUUUUUAUUUAAGCAAGCAUAGAAAGGGUUUUUACAUGAAAUGUCAAUAGUUUUUACAAGUGUGCUACGUCACGUAUUAGCUCGGAUAUAAUGAUAUUACGUAUAAUUGCGCCCUGGUUUGUUUAUUUUUAAAGGUACAGUGUGUAAGAUUUUUUUACGGUUGCAGUACCGAAGUAGCCUUCAUUUUAGCGUCAAAAAUAUAGUUUUGUCCAAGUUUUUACAUGCUGUACCUUUUUAUUUUAUUUUUAAACGUAUUGUUUAUGAAUGAAUUCAGUUCAGGAUUUACUUGUUGUUUUUCUUUCGUCCCGUUCUCGUCGGCAGGCGUGUGUAACUGCGCUCGCUGCUCUUUUUACAUGAGCUCGCUUGUCAGCUGCAGCAGAAGAAGAAUUCAAAUGAGCUUCACCACACGUGUUUACAAAGGGGAGUCGGACUCGGGCGACGGGGAAAGAAGUCCAAACCGAAGCACAAUCUUUAGCCUCUGUAUAUGCGAUCAAGUCUCGAAAGCCGCCUGGAUUUAUUUUGAUUUUAUGGCUGUAGAAUUGUCCAAAAAAUGUUCAGUGAGUGAGUUCUUCUGCCCACUUUGUCCCCAAAAUAACUUUCACUUUCCAUAUCUGGCAGUUAUUCAACUAUUUAGGAAUUACGGUACUGAGAAGCUGACGUCACAAACGUGUGAUGCGCCGGUGAAUCCUGAGUAUCCGGUAUCCAUUCAUCCAUAUUCUACUGCAUUAUCCUCCACAUGAGGGUCACAGGGGGCGCUGUGCCAGUCUCAUUUGCCAUAGGGCAAAGGCAAGGUCACACCCUGGUUUUUGAAUUUUCUAGAUAUUGCGAACGGUCUCGGAGUUACAGUAAAAUGAGAAGUACGCAUGCCAGAUCCUUUCAUUGGUAGCAGAAAGGUUAAAUCCCAAUACAGAACAGGGAGGAAUUGUAUCAUCAAUACGACGUCGUAUUUGUAAGAAUUGGACAUUUACUUCAUUCAGCACGGACUUAGCUUCAUACAGUGUUACACACGCCCUGUAAAAUGCAGAGAAUGUUUACCUUAUGCCAAAAAGUCAAAGUUUGCAACCGUGAAGACAAAUUUAAACAUUUCAGCUGCAGGAAUAUUUGUCUGUUCUUGAGUAAGUGAGUAAACACAACCCCGGAGCUAACGCUACAGCUAACUAAACUUUACUCACGUAAUAUGUUUAGGCAUCAAUUUUCAGACAUUUUAUGGACCAAAAUGAUCGCAAAAUACUCGUCAGUUGCAGCACUAAAAAUAACCAAAAUCACUACAUUUUUUUUUCCCUUCCCUCCAGUUUGGUUAGCCACCUGUUUACAAAGACGUGGGUUAGCAUUUGUGCUAAAAUCUAAACCUUCUAAGAUACUUAUUUUAAAUGUUAGCUCCAGGCGUCAAGUUACGGAUAAAAUCGUAUUUCUUUACGGGCUUUCUAAAUUGCGUUUGUUGACUUUUUGUGCCACAUGGGGGCAGCACCAGAGCAAUCUCGACCGCAGUGUCUAGAUUGCUAAUUCACCAUCGUUGAUGUCUUGUAAGAGCAUUUUAUCGCAAUUGUUUCUGUCCCUUUUUACUAGAUUUCAAAUUCUUGCGGUUACCGUAUUUUCUUCGUAAAGGACCGAAAAUAUUUGCAGAUGGACUUAACAA